AACUUCGCUGGUGUCCGUCCUCCCGGGUGACGUCACAAGAACUGCCGCGCGUCUCUCCAGCGCGUUCGCGAAUGGACGUCUUCACAGGCGCGCGCGCGACCUAGCAUCCGCCAGUCAUGCAGCAAAAGAUUUGCUCUGGAGGUUCCCUCUCUUUCCACGAUGGCCCCCGCUCGCCGUUCUUCCACAGCCUGGACGCCCGCGCCGCGUGCCCGCACGAGUACGACGGCUUCAGCAUCACCGGGAAGCUCCCGGCGGGUCCGCCGCGCGACGCCGCCCUCCCGGCUGUGCGCGGCGUGCGGCGCUCGCUCAGUGACGGCAGGGACGCCGCCCACUUCCUGAUUUCCAGGAGGAGGACACGGAGCGUCGGCAUGCGACAGGACGGAGACCAGGACGAGGAGUGCGGCGAGACGGACGAGGAGGACGGGACCUCGGAUAAGCCGCCGGAUCAUCACGGCGGUUUGCGUCCGGGCCCGGCGCCGCUGCUCGGGCAUCACGGUUGUUCGGACCCGGACGGUGUCUGGUCCUCGUCAGCGGCGGGUCACGGAGGCUUGGUCGGCAUUGGCGGCGGCGGCGGUAGCGGCGACGGCUGCGGCGUCCUGCAGCAGCGGCUGGCUCGCGUCAGGUCGGAGCUGGCGCAGGCCGACACGCGGCUGCUGUGCGAGCGCGCCCACUCGCAGCAUUUGUCCCGCGAGAGGCAAGAAGUAGCGGAGAAGGAGCGGUCGCUGAGCCGGCAGGUGGACGUGGCCGUCAUGGUGAUCGCCGCCCUCAAGGAGCAGAUCAACGCCUCGGAAAGCGAGCUGGAGCGACGUGAAAGGCAGGUGCUGAGCAUCCAGAAGUUUUUGGAAAUGGCCGCGCGCCAGGAGACCAGCGGCAAGGUCCGAAUCCAGUUGUUCAUCGAGAACCUGCUGAGACGCAUCGCGCUGGCCGAGACCCUCCUAGAGGACUACCAGGUCCUCCAGGCCCCAACGAGCGUCGUCGCACCCCUCCCGGUCUGCCUCGCGAGUCUCACGGGCGUCUCGUCUUCUCAGGGACGGCAGACGCCGGCAACCGACCGCGACAAACCUCGCAAGAUCACCAAGAGCAGGUCGGCAGGGUGUCAGCUCUCGUGCGGUCUUCACGGCGACGCGACGUCGGCCGAACAGCGCGAGCGUCUGGCGCACUCGUCGCGUCUUUUCUGCCGACCCGAACACCGAGUCGACAUCUGGAACCAGCGGCGGCGCUCGACCGGAUACGAGGCCUAACGCCGCCAGGAAGCGGCGCGCUUGCGUCAUCACCGCGCGACUUCAAUUCUUCAUUUGAGUUGAGAACACACACACACACACUUGGCCGCUUAUCACUGACAUCUAACCAUUUGGAGUUAAUUUUAUUGAAUUGGUCAAUCCAAUGAUAAAAUGACUAUAACUAUAAUUGUAUUAGUUGUAUGCAUAGAUCGAUGUAAAUGUGUACAAUCUAAUGAGAAAAUAGUACAUCACGAGGAAGGAUCUGCUUUGUCUCAAUCCUUCGCUAAUCACAGCAGGCAUAAGAGGCGAUCGGCGUUGUGGUGGUGGUUGUGUCCACGAUGCGAGCCGGAGUCCGCGCUUGGAAAUGACCCCACUGAGCCACGAGGACCAAAGCGGCAGCAGGAGGACAUUUUCAUGACGUCAUUGACCGCGCAUGUGUCGCGAGUGGACAACAUGGCAGACGCGGUGCUGUCUGCCGCACUUCCCGGUCUACUUGUGUCUUGCCCAAGUGUAUUUUGUGCCGUCAUAAUGCUAUCCGGCGCGUCAUCUUUCACGUCAAAAGUGAAAUCUCACUCGCAAGUUUUAUGUCAUGGGAUUGGCACGGAUGAAUAGAUACAUUCCAGUCAGUGAAGCAGCAUCAUUGUGCAGUCUCGUAGGUACAACGUUUAUACAACGUAACAAUUAUCUUGUGACGUGUUUAAUGACGUGGCAGCCAACUAUACAUUUUAAUAAUAGUUUUUAGUUAUUAAAUGGGCAUGAAAAAUA
This is a messenger RNA of Hippocampus zosterae (dwarf seahorse), 1985 nucleotides long. RefSeq lists its product as uncharacterized. NCBI's taxonomy places the organism in Eukaryota, Metazoa, Chordata, Actinopteri, Syngnathiformes, Syngnathidae. The record is from RefSeq and is a predicted model, not a curated record. Bases 117 to 1241 code for a protein of 374 amino acids. Gene Ontology annotation, cellular component: centriolar satellite. Gene Ontology annotation, biological process: telomere maintenance; regulation of DNA strand resection involved in replication fork processing; regulation of neuron projection development. The transcript has 5 exons.